GAUACUUUUUGAAGCCUUUACGCGGUGAGUGUGUUCUGUAUAAACUGACACAAGAACCCGGAUUAAGGUCUGAUAGAUGGAAACUAAUUUUCUUAACUUUGGUUUAUGCUAGCUGAACAGUGUUAGAGGGCAGAUGUAGGAUGGUUAUUGAACUGGAGCCGCGCUUUUGACAGUAGUUGAAUGGAGAGCCUUUUUUUUCCCUGACCGUUCGCAGUAGACGUGCUCAAAUAAUGCUGCCGCGUAAAAGCAUCAUUCCCGAAGAGUUCGCGUUCUCCCCGGCGCUCGUGUCGCCGAUUCCCCGCAAGCCCGUGUUCAGGGACCGCGUGAACAAAGCGCGCUUCAUCGCCAAGAGCGGCGCAUGCAACUUGUCGCACAAGAACAUCCGCGAGCAGGGCAGAUUCCUGCAGGACGUGGUCACUACUUUGGUGGAUCUCAAAUGGCGUUUCACCCUGGUCAUUUUCUCCAUGACGUUCCUGUGCAGCUGGCUGCUGUUCGCUAUGUUCUGGUGGCUAGUGGCCUUUGCGCACGGGGAUCUGGACCCUAACCGUAAACCUGGCGUAGAGCAGUGUGUCACUAAUGUCAACUCUUUCACCUCUGCCUUCCUCUUCUCCAUCGAGGUGCAGGUGACAAUAGGAUUUGGCGGGCGUAUGAUAACAGAGCAGUGUCCCACAGCCAUCACGGUGCUCAUAUUACAGAACAUCAUCGGCCUAAUAAUCAACGCUGUCAUGCUGGGCUGCAUCUUCAUGAAAACUGCCCAGUCCCACCGGCGCGCCGAGACCCUCAUCUUCAGCCGCCAAGCCGUCAUCGCCGUGCGUAACAACCGCCUGUGCUUCAUGAUCCGGGUGGGUGAUCUGCGUAAAAGCAUGAUCAUCAACGCGGUUGUGUGCCUCCAAGUGGUCCGGAAGACCACUACGCCAGAGGGCGAAGUCAUACCCAUCCACCAGAUCGACGUCCAGACAGAAAGUGCAGUUGCCGGCAACAGCAUCUUCCUGUUGGCGCCCCUGAUCAUAUGUCAUGUCAUCGAUAAGGACAGUCCACUGUAUGAUCUCUCGGAGAUGGAGCUGCAGUGUAGCGAUCUGGAGGUCAUUGUGAUCCUGGAAGGUGUGGUGGAGACCACAGGCAUCUCCACUCAGGCUCGCACCUCGUACGUGACUGAGGAGAUCCAGUGGGGCCACCGAUUCGUGCCUAUAGUGACCGAGGAAGAGGGGGUAUACUCGGUGGACUACUCAAAGUUCGGGAACACGGUCAAAGUGGCCACCCCACACUGCAGCGCCCGCGAGCUGGACGAGAAGCCCUCCAUCCUGAUCCAGACACUCCAGAAGAGCGAGCUGUCGCACCAGAACUCUUUGCGCAAGAGGAACUCCAUGCGCCGGAACAACUCUAUGCGUAAGAGCAACUCCAUGCGGCGCAACAAUUCCGCCCUCGCCGUGCCCAAAGUACAGUUCCUCACCCCUGAGGGUGGACCAAAUCUAGCAGUCACAUGACAAAAGGCCUGGUUAGUGAUUUUCACCUGUCUUUCUUUAAGUCCUUGUCUUUCUCUAGGUCCUUGUCAUGCUCUUUUCUAUGGUUUCCUCUGUUUUUUGAUCAUUCCUAUCCUUGGCAACUCUGGCACACCAGAUCCACUUUUCUGCAGAGUUUAGCUCCAGCCCUAAUAAAACACACCAGAACAAGCUACUCGGUGGACGACUCAAAGUUUGGGAACAUGGUUAAGGUGGCCACCCCUUGCUGCAGCACCCGCAAGCUGGACGAGGACCCUCCAUCCUGAUCCAGACGCUCAAGAAGAGUGAGUUGUUGCACCAGAACUCUUUGCGCAAGAGGAACUCCAUGUGUCGGAAUAACUCUAUGCACCACAACAAUUCUGCUCUCGCUUUGCCCAGAGUGUAGUUCCUCACCUCUGAGAGUGGACCAGAUCUUGCAGUCACAUGACAAAAGUCCUGGUUAGCGAAUUUCACCUGUCUUUUUUAAGUCCUUGUCUUUCUCUAGGUCCUUGUCAAGCUCUUUUCCUCUGUUUUUAUCAUUCCCAUACUAGGCAACUCUGGCCCUCGAAAUCCACUUUCCUGCAGAGUUUAACUCUAACCUUAAUAAAACACAUCAGAACAAGCGAAUCAAGGUCUUUAGGAUUACUAGGCCCUGUCGCAAAUGAGACCCUAAGCCCUUGUGGUCUUCUUCUAAUAAGACCACUCAGCAAAAGUGUGCAUCGAAAAGGCAUUGUGCAGCAAAGGGGGCGCUAGCGAGCAAUCGUCUGAAAUUUAAAAUAAUGAAUGGGACACCCUACAGCAGUGUU
Messenger RNA from Sinocyclocheilus anshuiensis, 2284 nucleotides. Its product is annotated as ATP-sensitive inward rectifier potassium channel 8-like. The transcript has 2 exons. Gene Ontology annotation, cellular component: plasma membrane. Gene Ontology annotation, biological process: potassium ion import across plasma membrane; regulation of monoatomic ion transmembrane transport. The record is from RefSeq and is a predicted model, not a curated record. Gene Ontology annotation, molecular function: ATP-activated inward rectifier potassium channel activity. The coding region runs from base 231 to 1484 and encodes 417 amino acids. Lineage: Eukaryota; Metazoa; Chordata; Actinopteri; Cypriniformes; Cyprinidae.